UUCAAGACAGUGACAGUGUAACAAAAUGUUACACAAAUGAACGUAAAUAAUGCGGAAUAAUAAACAUCAAAUUAAAGAGGAAUAAUAGCUUCCUGUAUGACAAACCAUCAAAGAAGUGCCAGUAAUGCUGGACACACUUUUAAAGGUUUCUUUCGACAUGUUAAAUAUGAACAUUUGGUUUCUGGUGUAUCUGGAGGAGUGAGUGCUACCCUUGUUUUGCAUCCGUUAGAUGUUAUCAAAGUUCGGCUUCAAGCACAUGAUGGAACAAAUGCAGACCCUCAUAAGUCAUACAACGGUCUGCGUCAUGCAUUUAAAAGUAUUUUGAAUGAGAGUGGAUGGAAGGGUUUGUACCAGGGUGCAGUACCAAACAUAUGGGGAGCUGGACUUGCCUGGGGACUGUACUUCUUUGGUUUCAAUAUUUUAAAAGAUUACAUAAAAGGUGAUACUAGGACUACCUUAUCCGCAAAAGAACAUCUGACUGUUGGCAUGUUAACAGGUAUUGGCACUCUGACUUUAACAAAUCCAAUCUGGGUUGCCAAGACAAGAUUGAUUGUUCAAUCAGAGUCUUCAAAUCUUGCUGUAAAAUCCACAAAAUAUAAUGGAAUGUUAGAUACAUUGUCAAAGACGUGGAAACAGGAAGGGAUCAAAGGAUUAUAUAAGGGCUAUCUUCCAGGCUUAUUUGGAGUAUCCCAUGGUGCUCUGCAGUUUAUGGCUUACGAAGAAUUAAAGAAAUUACGCAGUUCCUACUUUGGGACACCUGUUGACCAGAAAUUGAGUUCAGUGGAGUAUGUGGUGAUGGCGGCAUUAUCGAAAAUUUUUGCAAGCGGUACAACAUAUCCUUACCAAGUUGUCCGUACACGACUGCAGGAUCAAUAUAACAUUGGGCGAUAUAACGGAGCAGUCGAUGUUAUUAAGAAAACAUGGAGGUUGGAAGGACCGCUUGGAUUUUACAAAGGCCUCUUUCCUAAUCUUCUUAGGGUGACACCAGCGUGCUGCAUAACGUUUGUGGUUUACGAAAAUGUCCUUCGUCUUCUGCAGGGUGAAAAUAAAGAGAAAUGAAUAUUUUUCACUUGUAAAGUGAAGAUAUUUUUGUUAAUACGAGUCUCGACAACUACCACGUCCUGCAAGACUCGUAUUAAAGUCAUAUAUGUCGAGGGUUAAUCGGCAGUAAACAAGGUGGUUUGGGGGCAAAUAAGGUUUAUAAAAAAUAACGGAUUAUUCCCAUUUAGAUUUUUAAUACCCCUUUUGUUGUCUGCUGUAAAAUUCAUAUACCGUCAUAACGUUAUCGGAUCGCAUACCCAAUAAUAUAUAAAUUAUUUAAUUAAUUCAAUUUUUUGUUUGUAUUUCUUAUUGGCUUAAACAACAGACUAAAUCCCUUAAAUCCACCUAAUAAA
Dendronephthya gigantea is the source of this 1394-nucleotide messenger RNA. RefSeq names its product mitochondrial folate transporter/carrier-like. Gene Ontology annotation, cellular component: mitochondrion. Gene Ontology annotation, molecular function: FAD transmembrane transporter activity; folic acid transmembrane transporter activity. Gene Ontology annotation, biological process: folate import into mitochondrion; nucleotide transport. NCBI's taxonomy places the organism in Eukaryota, Metazoa, Cnidaria, Anthozoa, Malacalcyonacea, Nephtheidae. The coding region runs from base 97 to 1059 and encodes 320 amino acids. The record is from RefSeq and is a predicted model, not a curated record. The transcript has 11 exons.